This is a messenger RNA of Psammomys obesus (fat sand rat), 5579 nucleotides long. It is a transcript of the gene Ninl, whose product is annotated as ninein like. NCBI's taxonomy places the organism in Eukaryota, Metazoa, Chordata, Mammalia, Rodentia, Muridae. Gene Ontology annotation, molecular function: calcium ion binding. The transcript has 25 exons. Gene Ontology annotation, biological process: microtubule anchoring at centrosome. Bases 314 to 4537 code for a protein of 1407 amino acids. The record is from RefSeq and is a predicted model, not a curated record. Gene Ontology annotation, cellular component: centrosome.
CUUGGGAGCCCAGGGGAGCGCGGCCGCCAGACACAAAGGGCGGCCGAGGGACGCACGUCCCAGGGGAGCCUACGGACCGCUCUGCACCAGACUGCCGGCGCCCGCAUCCCCGACUCAGCCUUCGUAGGGUAGAGCCACCCACUCCCCAGGGAACCGGAGCGGGAGGCGACCCCAGCCUGUCUGCGCCUACCAGCGCCCCCCUGGAAAACCCGAGGACCGUGCUUGAUUGGGAGAACCUGCUGCCGUUUACCGCACGUCGAUCUCUCCUCUGCCUCCUGAAGACGUCCGUGCGAUCUCUGGUUCCUGCUAUGGGAUGGACAACGAAGAAGAGAACCACUAUGUCUCACAGCUUAGGGAUGUCUACAGCAGCUGUGACACCACAGGGACAGGGUUCCUGGACCAGGAAGAGUUGACCCAACUAUGCACUAAACUUGGUCUGGAGGAACAGCUGCCAGCACUCCUUCAGAUUCUUCUUGGAAAUAACCAUUUGGCUAGGGUUAACUUUGAGGAAUUUAAGGAUGGUUUUGUGGCUGUGCUGUCAUCUGGUUCCUGUGUGGGAGCCUCUGAUGAAGAAGGUAGUUCUUCAGAGUCAGUUACUUCUUGUGCUGUCCCUCCAAAGUACAUGAGUGGCUCUAAGUGGUAUGGCCGUCGAAGCCAACCUGAGCUUUGUGACUCGGACACUGCAACCAAAUAUGGAUCAGAACAGCAGGCCAAGGGCAGUGUGAAGCCUCCGCUGAGACGUUCUGCAUCUCUGGAAAGUGUGGAAAGCCUCAAGUCAGAUGAAGAUGUUGAGAGUGCUAAAGAACCUCAGAAUGAAUUAUUUGAAGCACAAGGCCAGCUGCGAUCAUGGGGCUGUGAGGUCUUCGGGACACCCCGGAAAACCUGUAGCCCCUCCUUGAACCCUCCUGAGAACCAAGUCCAGGGCAUCUGGCAUGAGCUGGGGGUUGGCAGCAGUGGUCACCUGAAUGAACAGGAGCUGGCUGUGGUCUGCCAAAGCAUUGGGCUCCAUGGGCUUGAGAAACAGGAACUUGAAGAACUGUUCACCAAACUGGACCAAGAUGGAGAUGGCAGAGUGAGUCUUGCAGAGUUUCAGCUUGGCCUGUUCGGUCAUGAGUCUCCUUCGCUUCCAGAAUCUUCCAGUCUUGUCAAACCAAGCAGGCCUUGGCCUCAUUUUCAGGAGGAGAACGGUUGCCACACCACCACGACCUCAUCCCUCGUGUCCGUGUGCUCAGGCCUGCGCCUGUUCUCCAGUGUCGACGAUGGCAGUGGCUUUGCCUUUCCCGAGCAAGUCAUCUCCGCAUGGGCCCAGGAGGGCAUUCAGAAUGGCAGGGAGAUCUUGCAGAGCCUGGACUUCAGUGUGGAUGAGAAGGUGAACCUCUUGGAGCUGACCUGGGCCCUUGACAAUGAACUCCUAACAGUCGAUGGUGUCAUCCAGCAGGCAGCCCUGGCCUGCUACCGCCAGGAACUGAGCUACUACCAAGGGCAAGUGGAGCAGCUGGUGCAUGAGCGGGACAAGGCGAGGCAGGACCUGGAGAAAGCUGAGAAGAGGAACCUGGACUUUGUGAGAGAGAUGGACGACUGCCAUUCUGCCUUGGAACAGCUCACGGAAAAGAAAAUCAAGCACCUAGAGCAAGAGUACAGGGGAAGGCUGAGCCUGCUACGGUCCGAGGUAGAGAUGGAGCGGGAGCUAUUCUGGGAGCAAGCCCGCAGGCAGAGAGCUGUGCUGGAGCAGGAUGUGGGCCGCCUCCAGGCUGAGGAGACCAGUCUCCGAGAGAAACUGACAUUGGCCCUGAAGGAAAACAGUCGAUUGCAGAAGGAGAUGAUAGAAGUGGUGGAAAAGCUUUCGGAUUCAGAGAAGCUGGUCCUACGCCUGCAGAGUGACCUUCAGUUUGUGCUGAAGGACAAGUUGGAACCUCAGAGCAUGGAGCUUCUGGCUCAGGAAGAGCAGUUCACAGCCAUCUUGAAAGAGCACGAGCUCAAGUGCAGGGACCUACAGGACCGUAACGAUGAAUUACAAGCAGAGUUAGAAGGCCUGCGGGUGCGGCUGCCCAGGAGUCGACAGAGCCCCCCGGGGACCCCAGGCACCUGUAGAAGGCGGCUCCCUGGACGUGGCCCAGCAGGCAAUCUGUUUGUAGGUGACUCUACUCCCAUGAGUUUGGAGACAGAGAUAAUGGUGGAGCAGAUGAAAGAACAUUACCAAGAGCUGAGAAUGCAGCUGGAGAACAAGGUAAAUUACUAUGAGAAGGAAAUUGAGGUCAUGAAGAGAAACUUUGAGAAGGAUAAAAAGGAGAUGGAGCAGGCUUUCCAGCUUGAGGUCAGCAUGCUGGAGGGUCAGAAGGCAGAUCUGGAGGCCCUGUAUGGCAAGUCACAGGAGGUCAUCCUGGGCCUGAAGGAGCAGUUGCAGGAUGCAACACGAAGCCCGGAGCCUGCCCCUGCCGGCCUGGCCCACUGCUGUGCACAGGCACUGUGCACUCUGGCCCAGCGGCUAGAAGUGGAGAUGCACCUGCGACACCAGGACCAGCUGCAGCAGAUAAGGAGGGAGGCAGAAGAAGAGCUGAACCAGAAACUGUCAUGGUUGGAAGCCCAGCAUGCUGCCUGCUGUGAGAGUCUAUCCCUGCAGCAUCAAUGUGAGAAGGACCAGCUGCUGCAGACGCACCUGCAGCGAGUCAAGGACUUGGCUGCCCAGCUGGACCUGGAGAAGGGGUGGCGGGAAGAGAGGGAAAAGGAGGUCCUGGCACACUGUCGGAGGCAGCAGUUGAAGCUGCAGGCUGUGAUGAGUGAAGAGCAGGCACGAAUCUGCAGGUCGUUCACCCUGGAGAAGGAGAAGCUAGAACAGACCUAUAGGGAGCAGGUGGAGGGACUUGUACAGGAGGCAGAUGUGCUUCGUGCACUCCUGAAGAAUGGAACCACUGUUAUGAGUGACCAACAAGAAAGGAUACCCAGCUUCAUGUCCCUAGUUCCAGACAUCAGGCAGCAGCCACCAGCCCAGCAAACUGUCAGCCCUGAUGGAAGGACAGGGGUACCAGCAGAAGAGUGGCCUGGCCAAGGGAAAGCUGUGGGGAGGGAUCUUCCUAGCUGGCCUUGUAGUCUAGAUGCCAUACCAAGCCCAACCCCAGCCCUAGUGCCCAGAAGAUCCUCAGAGAGUCUGGGUGUCAGAGAUGUCCAUCAAGGUCCGCUCAGUGCUGAGGAGGGAUCUGUUUCAAAGGAGCCAGAGCCUCCUGUCAGACCCCAAACAGGCCAGGGCCAGAAGCUGCCCUUGCCUAUUCAGCCCCAGAUGUUGGAGCCAUGGUUGGGCCCAGUUGCUCUGGACAGAAAGCCAGCUCCUGUUGGGGUUCAAGGACAGGCUUCAGAGGGGCUGGCUAGGCAUGGUGAAGGUGUCGAAGAGACUUGGCUCCAGGUCAGGGAAGGCGCUGCCAGGAUGAUGCCCUCAUGGCCAGGCUCUGAGCUCCCAGACCCACAAGAGACCAAAUUCAAGCACCUUGCCACUCCGGAGGAGACAGAUGCCAAAGUGAUGUCAGAGAGUGAGAUAAAAGAUGUGAAGACCAAACUUUUGCAACUGGAAGAUGUUGUCCGGGCUCUUGAAAAAGAAGCAGAUUCCAGAGAGAACUACAGGGCUGCAUUUCAGAGGCUUUCUGAAGAAAACUUUGUGUUGAAAAGUGACCUGGGGAGGAUUCAGCUGGAACUAGAAACUUCAGAGAGCAAAAAUGAAACGCAGAGGCAGGAGAUUGAGGUUUUAAAGAGAGACAAGGAACAGGCCUGCUUUGACCUGGAAGAGCUCAGCACACAGACUCAGAAAUACAAGGAUGAAUUGUCACAGCUUAACUGCAGGAUCCUUCAACUAGAAGGAGACACUUCUGCCCUCCACACCCAGAAGGAGGAAAAUCGCAUUGCCAUCCAACUGUUAAUGCAGAAGCUGGAGGAGGCAGGAUGCCGGGAGGAGCAGCAGGGUGACCAAAUCCAAAACCUUGAAGUUGAACUUGAACGUGUGAAUGAGGAAUGCCAGCGCUUACAACUGUCACAGGCAAAGAUGACAGAAAGCCUUGAAGAAAGUCAGGGCCAGCUGCACAAUGUCCAGCUGAGACUGGAGGAAGCACAGUCCCAGCAUGGCUGUGUUGUUCAACGUCUGCAAGAACAGAUGGGUCAUUUGGUUCCUGGAGCUCGUGAAGCUGAGCUGCAGCACCUACUCAACCUCAAGGAGGAGGAGGCUGCGAGACGACUAAAUGCACAGCAGGAAGAAUACAAACAGCAACUGAAGGCCAGGGAGGACCAGGUGGAGGAUGCUGAGGCUCGGUUACACAAUGUGGAGUGGCUGCUCCAGGAGAAGGUGAAGGAACUUCGAGAGCAGCUGGAGAAGAACACUAGGUCCGACCUGCUGCUCAAGGAACUGUAUGUGGAGAAUGCCCACCUCACGAAAGUUGUUCAGCUCACAGAGGAGAAGCAGCGAGGUGCUGAGAAGAAAAACUGCGUCCUGGAAGAAAAAGUUCGAGCUCUCAACAAACUGAUCAGUAAGAUGGCACAAGCAUCACUUUCCGUGUAGAGGCUGCUGUUUCUUGGAGUUCAUGUGAAGGAAUAUCUUUUUAAAUAAUGCUCCUCUGGUGCCAUAAGUUCCUAUGGCUCACUAGCCAUACCCCCUAGACACAGGAGGGGUCCUGGUCACCCUACAAGCAUUCAGUGAAUGUCUACUAUGUGCCAGGUUCUGAGGAAGCAUACAUGGUACGGUCUGUUGUGGCCAAGGGUCUAGGGGUAACAUUCUGGGUUCAGUUUCUAAGUUUGACCCUAUUGAGAAUGACCCAGUGUCGCGCGCGGCCUUUGCCGAUAAGGACGACGCGACAACCGAGGAUUUCUUCAGCGGCAAGUUUAUUGUACAGCUCUUUCUUGCAGAUGGUGAAGGACCUAAACCCCGGGUUGUGCUCUGCUUAAAUAGCCAGCAGCGCGACCUGUCCGUCUGUAAUUGGUGCUCUGUUCAAGUCUUCAUAAGCAUAUGGCUGGCAAUUGGAGUGCAGCCUAAACCCUCAUUAGCAUAAAGCUGCGCAUGCGUAAACUGCAGGGCGGCGCAGGCAAGAAGCGCGAAAAUGCUGGCAAGAAGAACCAGGAAGCAGGAAGCCGGCGCCAUCUUGUAAUGGCGGGAGCGGCUCCCGACAACCCAGGCUCUCAGUAAAAAACAACAGAGAGAAAGGAGCUGAGUAUUUUUGAGUGUUGUGCUUUGGGCUGGAAGACUGAAAUGCAGAAUCAGGUUCCAAGUGUUUUACCCCUGUGUGGGAUGUUGUCAGAGCUCUCCAUGUGGGUCAGUACAUCCCCCUGGGAGGAGGGCAUUCUCCAGCAGUCCUCUGCUGCUCCUGGGGUGGGAGGGAAGGUGGCAUCUGAGGUGGUGGACUCAGGGAGAGCAGUGUUCAUUAUACAAGUGCAAUCUCAUUACAAAAUUGUUAUCACACUGGAAAUUGUACAUUUUUAAAGGUAUAGUUUUAUAACUGAGAUAUACCUAAAUUAUGACCAUUUGAUUUACCAGAGUAUUCUACUGUGAUAUGAAGAGCUCCUGUAUUUUCAAUAACUUCUUUUCUAUUAAAAUUGAUUUAACUCAA